GCAGCUGUCAGUUGUGUUCGUCCUUCUCGUCAAAAUCUGUUGCAGACUCGACUAAAGUGUUUAGCAGCUCAGUGUACUUUGAGAGCUUAACCAAUGUACGGACCUAUGGGAGUUAAAUAUUGUUCUCCCCAUAACAACAUAUAUCACAGCGUAAAGUUGACUGCCUUGCACUUUGGUAACUGUUGGAUGGUAAAGGUAGACUGAGUUGGCUUCUUUGAGCAGGAAGGUUAGGCUACCCUGGAAGACUACACCUAAAUACGUGUGUUGUUUUAAGGAUUUUUAUGCGAAGUUUCUUCUUCCCAAUGUUAAUCUAUCAUUGAGUGCGAGGUAGCAUCGCUGGAAGCAUACAGGACUGCUGCCAAUCUGUGAGGUUGGGACUUGUUGCGUGAAAAACACAUCCCCCGGGAAUAGUGUUUUCGGGUAAACCCUUUUUUUAAACCAAUUUGCAUUCAAGUCGGUGCGUGUCAGUGGUGUUUUGAUUUCACAACAGGACAGAUUAUCGAGUGUCUGUGGUGGGUGUUCCCCAAUCCUCUGAUUCUAGUCCUGACAGUAUACAAGUCAGGUCGACUUUGUGGAGACUGGAGAGCGAACAUGAGACUGGAUGUGAUGGACUUCAGGCGUGAUUAAAGAAAUUGAAGUAAUUACCUAGGCCUACCCAACUGCCUGACCGGAGCGGCUCUAAUGGUCUAACGGAACAGCCCUCGCCAGAUGUGCGCUGGAGUCCAGUUCCGUGGUUCAUAUUUUUGGAAAGGCGCAGCAGACACCUCCAUAGCCUACCCGUGCACUUAUAUGUAAAUAAAUGGCACCCAUAAUACGUCGAAUUUAGUGAUUUUCUAUAGCCUGUAACUGCUGAGAAGAUGUCGGAGCAAGAGCGCUAUGGGGACGGACUGUGCGACGAUGGAGCUCCGGAGAUCAUCCCGCCGAGAGCGUCCAGGACGGGAAGGCGGAGCGGAGUCAUCCUCCCUGGCCAGGACAACGAUACCAUCGUCCUGGAGGCAGUGAGGGCAGCCCCACGCAGGAGCAGCAUCAUCAAGGAUCCUUCAGUGCACAAGGUGGCUGGCGGGCGCAAGAAAACGGUGUCCUUCAGUAGCAUCCCCUCAGAGAAGAAGGUGAGCAGCGCUGCUGACUGCCUGGCCUUCAUGCAGGGGGGCUGUGAGCUGAAGAAGGUGCGUCCCAACUCCCGGGUCUACAGUCGUUUCUACACCCUGGACCAGGACCUCAGCUGCCUGCGCUGGGAGCCCUCUAAGAAGGACGGGGAGCGCGCCCGCCUGGACAUGGCCACUAUCAGGGAGGUUAGGACGGGGAAGAGCACUGAGACCUUCCUGCAUAACGGACCUGCUGCAGAACAUCUGGCUGAGGAGGCAGCCUUCUCUAUCAUCCAUGGGGAUGACUACCAGUCUCUGGACCUGGUGGCUCUCUCCCCUGACGUGGCCAACAUCUGGGUAACGGGGCUGCGCUACCUUGUGUCCCACCCCUCUGUCAUCGGGCAUGGGGGGGGGGCAGGUGGCGGAGGAGGUCUGGGAGAGGGGAGCAUCAUAGGGGAGGGUAGCCUCGGCAGUAAGAUGAGGAGGGAUUGGCUGGCCGCAGAGUUUGCAGAGGUGGAUGAAGAUGGAUACGGGGUCGUCUCAGAGGAUACGGCCGUGGCAACCAUCUGCAAGCUGUAUCCUGGGAUCAAGGAAGCUAAGGUGCGCCUGAGGUUCAAGGAGAUCCAGAGGAGCAAGGAGAAGCUGACGUCUCACGUGACGCGCGAGGAGUUCCAGGAGGCCUUCUGUGAGCUAUGCACUCGCCCAGACGUCUACUUCCUGUUGGUCCAACUCUCCAAGGACCGCGAGUGUCUGGACGCCCAGGACCUCCGUCUCUUUCUGGAGACGGAGCAAGGCCUGUCUCUGGCCACGGCCGAGGGCUGUCUGGAACUGGUCCGACGCUUCGAGCCCUCCGGUCCUGGGAAAGAGAGAGGUCUACUGGCUCUGGAUGGAUUCUCCCGCUACCUGCAGUCCCCAGAGUGCCAGCUGUUUGACGUGGAGCACCAGGCAGUGUGUCAGGAUAUGAGCCUGCCCCUGUCCCACUACUACAUCAGUACCUCCUAUCGGUCCUAUCUCCUGGAUGACCAGGUCCAUGGGAGGGCUGAUCUAGGGGGCCUGACCAGGGCUCUCCAGGCCGGGUGUCGGUGCCUAGAGCUGGGGGUGACAGACGGCCCAGAGGGGGAGCCACUCCUGGGGGUGGACUAUGGUCCUGAUGCCCACCACCACCACCACCACCACCAUCAUCACCACCACGCCCCGGUCACCAUCCGCAGUGCCCUGGAGGUGGUCAAUAAGUACGCCUUCCUGACCUCGCCCUAUCCACUUCUGCUCUACCUGUGCCAGCGCUGUUCUCCCUCCCAGCAGCGUACCUUGGCCCAGCACCUGAGGAAAGUGUUCUCUACACGUCUCUACACCCCUGAGGCCCUGCCGGUCAGCCUGGGGGGGCGAGCCACCACCCUACCCUCCCCAGAGCAGCUGAAGGGCCGAGUGCUGCUGGUGGGGAAGAAGCUACCGCCCGAAGAGGAGGGGUCUGAGGGAGAGGUGUCAGAGGAGGACGAGGAGAUAGGGGGAGGCGGGCCCUUGGCUGGUCGGAAAAUGACCAUACCCGGGGAGGAGGAACUGGGCGCGGUUUUAGUGGUGCCCCCGCCCCCUCAGCCCAGGAGACUCCGCCUCCGACAUGAGCUAUCAGAUCUUGUGGGCGUGGCUAGAACUGGAAGCCGUAGCUUCUACAACCACCGAGAAACAAGGAAACAAGGACAGCAGCACUCCCCGCCCAGCACCCCCUCCACGCCGGGCACGCCCUUUCCCCCUGAGUCGCCCUAUUGGACACUGUGCUCCCUGGGGGAGGGAGAAGCGGGACGGCUGGCCAGUGAGAGCCCAGAGGAAUUAGUAAGCUUCACCAAGCGCACCCUGAGCCGUGUUCGGCCAAGCUCCGUCCGCCUGGACUCCUCCAACCCCAACCCCCAGGGCUACUGGAAGGGCGGGGUCCAGCUAGUGGCCCUCAACCAGCAGACCCCCGGGGCCAUGCUGGACCUCCACAGAGGCCGGUUCACCCAGAACGGGGGCUGUGGCUUCGUGCUGCGGCCAGGGGUCAUGAGAGAUGAGGUGUCCUACUUCAGUGCUGUGACCCAGGGCUGUGUGCCUGGCGUUCCCCCUCAGACCCUCAGGGUGAAGGUGAUCAGCGCUCACAGCCUGCCCAAGCCGCAGGGUGCCGGGGCUAAAGGAGAGGUUAUAGAUCCCUACGUGGUUCUGGAGCUGCAUGGGGUACCGGCGGACUGCGCUGAGCAACGGACCAGGACUGCAGCACAGAACCAGGAUGACCCACUGUUUGAUGAGACUUUUGAGUUUCAGGUGAACAUGCCGGAGUUGGCGCUCCUCCGCUUCGUGGUAUUGGACGAUGACUACAUCGGAGACGACUUCAUUGGCCAGUACAGCGUGGCCUUCGAGUGCCUUCAGCCGGGCUACCGCAACGUGCCCCUGCUGGGUCUGGUGGGAGACCCCUUGCCCCACGCCAGCCUAUUCGUCCAUGUGGCCGUGACCAAUCGGCGAGGGGGGGGCAAGGCCCAGAGGAGGGGUCUGUCUGUGCGGAGAGGGGUACGGCGGGGGCGAGAGUACGUGACCCUACGGAACACGGGUAUUAAAGCUCUGGAUGAUACGUUCCGUCCCGCUAGCGCCCCUCUCAAGGAGGCCACGGACUUGCGUGAGGAUGCACAGAGGGCCAGUAUGACUUUCAAGGAGCAUUGUGGGCUCCCCCCAGUGGCCAAGCUGAAGCAGUGCAUCCAGACCCUGGCCACGCGGCUUCAGACCCCAGAGGGCCCUCCGGGGGCCAGCAUGACCCUGAAGGACGGCUACCCCCACUUGGAGGCCCUGGGCAGCAUCACUGACACCACGCGCAAACUACUGAGCCACUAUGAUAUGAUGAUCUCAGCCCAGAAGCAGCUGAUUGAGAAGGCAGACGCUGUGCAGGAGAGGAUUGCACAGGUUCAGAGAGAGGGAAUGGAGUUUCAUGAGGAGCUGCCCAGGCUGGGAGAGAAGGAGGGGCUGAAGGGGCGCAAGCAUAGUAAAGCCCUGGAGAGUUUCACCUGGAACAUCACUGUCCUCAAGGGUCAGUGUGAUCUCCUGCAUGGUGCCAAGGCAGACUCUCUGGAUGCUCUGAGACAGUUGGCCCUGGCCUGUGAAGCCUGUGGCUUGACCUCUACCACCUCCUGCGGUCCCUCUGACCUCUUCUACACCCCUCACGGCAGGAGAGGCAGCACCCAUGGCAAUGGACGAAUCUGACACACCCAACCUACCAGAGAGAGGGAGGGGGAGAGAGGGAUGGAGAGAGAGGGAGGGGGAGAGAGGGAUGGAGAGAGAGGAAGGGGGUGGGGACAGAGAGAGAGUGGAAUGGUAUAGAAUAAAGGCCAGAGCCUAUCCCUUUAUCCAGAAUAAAGUAGCAAGACUAUUGAAGAAUCGUUGCAGUAAUUUGAAAGCCUCACUUUGUGUUCUUCAGUCCUGAGGCUUUUUAACAAAACAUGAAUGUUCUUACGUUACGUAAAAAACACUUGUGCUUAUUUAACAAUGUGAACUUGAACUUAAUAUAACUUUCUCAGUUUCUUUCUAAUGGAAAACACGGACUAAAUGAAAACAUUUUCUCAAUGUUUUUUUUGUUUCUCCCUAAAAGGAAAUUGUGAUUGUGAACACAAAACAUUGUUCUGCUGUGAGGAAGAGUGGUGGUGAUCUUUAUUUUUAUUUGACCUUUAUUUAACUAGGCAAGUCAGUUAAGAACAAACUCUUAUUUUCAAUGACAGCCUAGGAACAGUUGGUUAACUG
Messenger RNA from Oncorhynchus tshawytscha (Chinook salmon), 4835 nucleotides. Its product is annotated as inactive phospholipase C-like protein 1. The transcript is spliced from 10 exons. The coding region runs from base 858 to 4301 and encodes 1147 amino acids. Gene Ontology annotation, biological process: intracellular signal transduction; lipid metabolic process. The record is from RefSeq and is a predicted model, not a curated record. Gene Ontology annotation, molecular function: phosphatidylinositol-4,5-bisphosphate phospholipase C activity. Lineage: Eukaryota; Metazoa; Chordata; Actinopteri; Salmoniformes; Salmonidae.